This is a messenger RNA of Puccinia triticina, 1131 nucleotides long. RefSeq lists its product as uncharacterized. Gene Ontology annotation, molecular function: hydroxymethylglutaryl-CoA lyase activity. Lineage: Eukaryota; Fungi; Basidiomycota; Pucciniomycetes; Pucciniales; Pucciniaceae. The record is from RefSeq and is a predicted model, not a curated record. Bases 1 to 1131 code for a protein of 376 amino acids. Gene Ontology annotation, biological process: ketone body biosynthetic process; L-leucine catabolic process. The transcript has 3 exons.
AUGCUCUUUUUCUCGCCAGCAAGAGGCCCCCUUGCCUCGAUUGCGAAGGGUCGUCAGCCAAGCCUACUCCGUACGAUGUCGAUGGAAGCCCAAGGGAGAAGAUCCAGCAAGCCGCGGAGACCAGUUCGAGUCAUGGAAGUCUCCCCCCGUGAUGGCCUCCAAAACGAAUCUCAGAUACUUCCCACUGAACUCAAAGUAACAUUAAUCGAAAAGCUAAUCGGCAUCAAUCUCCAAUCUAUCGAAGUCGGAAGUUUCGUCUCUCCCAAGUGGGUGCCCCAAAUGGCCUCUACCUCCGACGUUAUCACACACCCCAGUUUGAAAAACGCUAGAAGGUUGACAACUGUCAGCUUUAGCUGCUUGAUCCCUAACCUUCGUGGAUUUGAAACAUUUGAAAAAUCAAACUCGCCUUCGAGUGCGAAUCAGGCUCCAGUUGUUGAUGAAAUUGCUCUAUUCGCUUCUGCUACCGAAGGUUUCAGCAAGGCAAACAUCAACUCAAGCAUUUCGUCCUCCAUGCAGAGGAUGUCCGAGGUAGCGGAACGAGCGCAAAGUCGAGGAAUAAAGAUCCGAGGAUACGUCAGCUGUGCCUUCGGUUGUCCGUAUGAAGGAAAGGUUGAUCCGAAAAAUGUAGCGGCUGUGACACAAGAUUUAUUUGCGAUCGGAUGUUACGAAGUCGCGAUAUCUGAUACCAUUGGUGUAGGCGUGCCCCGUCAAGUAGAAAAAUGUCUCAAUCAGCUCGCUCGAUCAGGUAUCGAUUUGGGACGGCUAGGAGUACACUGCCACGAUACUUUUGGAACCGGACUGUCCAACAUUUUGACAGCUGUUGAACUGGGCGUUGAGACCGUGGAUUCAAGUAUCGGUGGGAUCGGGGGUUGCCCUUAUUCGCCUGGUUCCACUGGAAAUAUCGCAACCGAGGACGUGGUCUAUGCUUUGGAGUCCUCCGGCUAUCACACCGGCGUGCUCACACCGCCACUUGGGCUUGAGGCGGAACUCGGGAAUGAUGCUAAUUUGUUGGCACGAUUGGAACCUCUGGCGGAAACCGGUGCUUGGAUUAAUGCGCAACUUAAUCGACACAAUUCAAGUAGGGUUGGUAAGGCUAUCUUGGCAAGAGCCCAAAAGGGUAAAAUCAGUUGA